Lynx canadensis (Canada lynx) is the source of this 1392-nucleotide messenger RNA. RefSeq names its product selenoprotein V (gene SELENOV). The transcript is spliced from 7 exons. Gene Ontology annotation, biological process: response to selenium ion. The record is from RefSeq and is a predicted model, not a curated record. Gene Ontology annotation, cellular component: cytosol. NCBI's taxonomy places the organism in Eukaryota, Metazoa, Chordata, Mammalia, Carnivora, Felidae.
AUGAACAACCAGGCGCGGGCCCCAAACCCCUCACCGGCCCGGGUCUUGGCCUUGGUCCGGGCUUCGACCCCGGUCAGGUCCUCGAUCCCGGUCCGCAUCCCAACUCCUGCCCGGGCCUCGACCCCAGCCCGCACCCGGAAUCCCGCCCAGACCCCGGUCCGGGCCCCGAAUCCCGUCCAGAUCCCGAAUCCCGUCCAGAUCUCGGCCCGGGCCCCGAAUCCCGCCCAGACCCCUGUCCGGGCCCCGCGUCCCGUCCAGAUCCCGGCCCGGACCCCAAAUCCCCCCCAGACCUCGACCCCGCGCCGGGCCCCGAAUCCUGUCCGGAUCUCGGCCCCGGCCCGGGCCCAGAGUCCCGCUCAGACCCCGACUCCUGUCCAGACCCCGGCCUCUGCCUGGACCCCCACUCUCGUCCAGACCCCGACUCCGGUCCAAACCCCAACCCCAGCCUGGACUGAGACUCCUGUCCAGACCCCGACUGCCGUCGGGACUCCGACCCGGGUCCAGACCCUGACUCCAGUACAGAUUCCAACCCGGGUCCGGACGCCCACUCCGAUCAGGACCCCGACUCUGGCCCGGAUCCCAGCCCCAACCUCAUUCCCAGUCGGGGUCCCGAUCACAGCCGUUGCCCCUGCGUGGGAAUCCUUAGGGAACUCAGCCCCACCUUUGGAUCCACCCUCAGAAUCUGCUCCGGAGCCCCCUGUGUGGCCGGACAAGGAUCUUUCACCGACACCCAGUGUGAAGCACUUCCCAUCAGUCGCCAAUGAAUUUGGCUCUGUCACCCAAGAGUCCCUUCCUGCCCUCACUCCAACGGCCGCUGAUUUCCUGGGGCCCACCCUUGGGUCAACCUCGAGGGCAGACUCCUCAGCCACCAAGUUGAUGGAUUCCACUCCCGAUUCUAUUCCCGCACCCAUCCUGGAGACCGACUCCUUCGCCACCGCUUUCACCUCCACCUUCGAGAACUUACCGGAGGACAGCAAGAUCCUGAUUCGAGUGAUCUACUGUGGCCUCUGAAGCUACAGCCUUCGGUACAUUCUACUGAGAAAGAGUCUGGAGCUGCAAUUUCCAAAUUGUCUAUGCUUUGAGGAGGAAAGAUCUGCCCAGGCUACAGGGGAGUUUGAAGUGUUUGUGGAUGGAAAACUGGUCCAUUCAAAGAAGAAAGGCGAUGGCUUUGUGGAUGAGGCCAGGCUGCAGAAGAUUGUGAGCAUUAUCGACGAGGAAAUUAGGAAAAGGUAGCAGGCAACCGGCCAAAGUUGUAAAGCUGUGCCACCCAAUAACAGCCUACGGCUUUUCAACUUAGGCUUUUCAACUUAUGGAGCCUCAGCAGGAUGCCGAGAAGGGCUGAAAUGUUGCCAAGUCAGGUCCUUUUCUGAUGGUAGCUGGGGCUGGGGUGAG